Molecule: messenger RNA, 3373 nt
Organism: Conger conger (European conger)
Lineage: Eukaryota; Metazoa; Chordata; Actinopteri; Anguilliformes; Congridae
Product: A disintegrin and metalloproteinase with thrombospondin motifs 2-like
Exons: 21
Coding region: 58-3306 (1082 amino acids)
Biological process (GO): extracellular matrix organization; proteolysis
Cellular component (GO): extracellular matrix
Molecular function (GO): metalloendopeptidase activity
Source: RefSeq, a predicted model, not a curated record
UUAACACACUGGAUCCCAAAGUCCGUCUUUCUCCCUCUCUCACAGUUCUGAGCUGCCAUGGAUAUUGCGUCUGUAUUUGCAUUUAUAAUUAUUUUUCCAUUCUGUCUACGCACGAACAGCCUUUAUAUCGCCAGUAGCAUAGACUCUUUGCAGCAUGUCCUGAGGGAAUAUGGAGUGGUAAAGCCUGUAAGCACUGACGCAGAGGGACGGUUCCUGUCGCACGCUGUCUCAGCUGAGCGGCUGGGAGGGCACUUGCACCAGCGAUGGAGGAGAGAAACGGAGGCGGCCGAUGAGAAUGUAGGGGAGCGCCGCACCGGGCCCUGGGAGGUGCUGUUUUACAACAUCACAGUGUUCGGCCGGGACUUCCAUCUGCGCCUGCGGCCCAACUCGCGUCUGGUGGCGCCGGGUGCCAGGGUGGAGUGGCAGGAGGACGAUGACGUCACGCGCACGGAGCCCAUAGCGGGGAAUUGCCUCUACGUUGGUGACGUCGCGGACGUGAAAGGCGCGUCAGUUGCAAUCAGCAAUUGCGAUGGAUUGGCUGGAAUGAUUAGGACGGAGCAGGAGGAAUACUUCAUCGAGCCCCUGGAAAGGGGGGGUCAGAUAACGGGCGAGGAGGAGGGGAGGGGGGGCCGUGCCCACAUAGUGUACCGCUCCUCUGCUGUGAAGAGGCCUCCUGUCAAUCAUCCCGUCGACUUCCCCAUGUCAGACCCAGCCCUGGACGGACUGACGGACCUGCAGACGCUGUUCCGGGGCGUGGAGGGGAGUCUGAACAGGACCCGGCCGCAGAGGGUCCGCAGGCAGGCCAAGGACCAGCUCUACAGCAUGGAGGUGCUGCUGGGGGUGGACUACUCCGUGGUUCAGUUCCACGGGAAGGAGAGUGUCCAGAGGUACCUGCUCACCCUCAUGAACAUCGUGAAUGAAGUGUACCAGGACAGUUCACUGGGGACCCAGAUCAAUGUGGUUCUGGUGCGGAUGAUCAUGCUGAGUUAUGGGAAGUCGACGAGUCUGAUAGAGCUGGGGAACCCGUCACAGAGUCUGGAGAACGUGUGUCGGUGGGCCUUUCUGCAGCAGAAGCAGGAUGAUGGGGAUGGCGAACAUCACGACCAUGCCAUCUUCCUCACCCGCCGCGAGUUUGGUCCCACUGGCAUGCAGGGUUAUGCCCCGGUGACGGGAAUGUGCCACCCCGUCCGCAGCUGCACCCUGAACCACGAAGACGGAUUCUCCUCUGCGUUUGUGGUCGCGCACGAGACCGGACACGUGCUGGGCAUGGAGCACGACGGGCAGGGGAACCGCUGUGGAGACGAGGUGCCCUUGGGGAGCAUCAUGGCCCCGCUGGUGCAGGCCGCCUUCCACCGGUUCCACUGGUCCCGCUGCAGCCGGCAGGAGCUCAGCCGCUACCUGCACUCCUACGACUGUCUCCGGGAUGACCCCUUCGACCAUGACUGGCCCUUGUUGCCUCGGUUACCAGGGAUCCACUACUCCAUGAACGAGCAGUGUCGCUUCGACUUCGGCAUCGGAUACAUGAUGUGUACGGCGUACAGCACCUUCGAUCCCUGCAAACAGCUGUGGUGCAGCCAUCCUGAGAACCCCUUCUUCUGCAAGACCAAGAAGGGCCCGCCUAUCGACGGCACCAUGUGUGCACCGGGAAGGCACUGCUUUAAGGGCCACUGUGUCUGGCUCACGGCGGAUGACCUGCGGCAGGACGGGAACUGGGGCGCCUGGAGCAAGUUCGGGUCCUGCUCUCGAACGUGCGGCGCGGGGGUGCGGUUCCGGACCCGCACGUGUGACAACCCGCCCCCUGCUAACGGGGGACGCGCCUGUUUGGGGCUCGACAGCGCCUUCCAGCUCUGCAACACGGAGGAGUGCGAUAAGGCCCUGGCAGACUUCCGGGAGGAGCAGUGUCAGAUGCUGGACCCUUUCUUCCAGUUCCAGAAUGCCCAGCACCACUGGCUGCCUUUUAAGCACGCCCAGCCGAAGGAGCGUUGUCAGCUGUACUGCCAGUCCAGGGAGACGGGGGACGUGGUGGACAUGGAGCGCCAGGUGCAUGAUGGGACGCGCUGCUCCUACGGGGACCCCUACAGCGUCUGCGUGGGGGGCGACUGUGUGAAGGUCGGCUGCGACUACGCGAUUGGCUCAAGCAAGCAGGAGGACAAGUGUGGGGUCUGCGGGGGGGACAACUCCACCUGCAAAAUCGUCAAGGGCAACUUCACCCGCAGCGCCAGGAAACAAGGUUUCCUGAAGAUACUGGAGGUCCCAAAAGGAGCAAGGCAUCUAGUUAUCCAGGAGUUUAAAGGAACAGAACACAUUAUCGCACUGAAGAACCUAGCCAACGGGAACGUUUUCCUGAAUGCGAAGGGUGAAUUCCCAGAAUCACGGACCGUUGUGGAGAAGGGCGUGGCUUGGGAUUACCAGAAUGAUGAUGACAAGGAAAUGGUGGAGACCAGCGGCCCCCUGGGAUAUGGAGUUCUGGUCAUGAUCCAGGUUCACGGUGACUCCAAGGUCACGCUGUCCUACAAGUACGUCAUACAUGAAGAGCUGCAGUCUUCCGUGGAGAGCAACGCCCUGCAAGACGACUCCUUCUACUUCGAAUGGGCCCUGAAGAAGUGGUCACACUGCUCCAAGCCCUGUGGAGGAGGUAAGCAGUAUACACGGUUUGGGUGCAGGAGAAAGGCGGAUAACAAGAUGGUCCACCGCACACACUGCCAAAACGUCAGGAAGCCCAGAGCCAUGACCAGAGACUGCAACCAGAAAGAGUGCUCCCUGGCCAUCUGGGAGAUAGGAGACUGGGAGCCCUGCAGUAAGUCAUGUGGGAAGACUGGUUUCCAGCUCCGGGCUGUGAGCUGCAUCCAGGCCCUGUACGACGGCACCAACCGCUCCGUCCACAGCAAGUACUGCAGUGAGCAGCGCCCUGAAUCCCGCCAGGCCUGCAACCGCCAGCCCUGCCCCGCACACUGGAGAGUGGGGCCCUGGUCAGAGUGCUCAGUGACCUGUGGGAACGGGACACAGGAGCGGCAGGUUCUGUGCCAUGUGAACGCCAACACCAUCAGCCUGUGCACCGACAUCAAACCAGACACCAUCACAGCCUGCUGGAUGAGCCCGUGUGCAAAGAGAUCUUCCGACCACAACAGCAAAGGAAACCUUGUUAUACACUGGCUCUCCAGGCCAGACCCGGAGUUUCCCUUCCAGAAGAUUUCCUCAAGUAAACGUCCACUCUACAGCUCUGACUGUGCUCUGCAGUGCAUGCCCAUGCUGCCCUGGGCCCUGGCCCUCUCUCUGACCCUCUCUCUGUGGCGAAAACUCUCCUGACUGCCGCACCCUUCCUCCUUCCAGGGUGGACUCUUCCUAGUCUUCUGCUUUGGGAGGCUGCAGCUCU